AUGGGCCGGCUGACGGUGGCUGUAUUCCUGGUGCUAUUCGCCGUCGUCGUCACAGCAAAGCGCCACCCAGCGCUGCCUACAUUUUUGUUGGGGAGGCCGAGUGGCGGGUUUAUGCGCGAUGGAUACCGGCAUUUCUCCGGUGACUAUGAACCCGAAAAAACGCUAGACGACUACCCGGGUCUCCAACGAUUGAAUUUCACCCAAAAACUUGACCACACCAAAGAUGAUGGCUUGACAUUCCAACAGCGAUAUUGGUAUAACCCUAACUUUACGCAGAAGAAAAAUAUCAUCUUUUUACUGCUGCAAGGAGAAUCGAUUGCCACAGACACCUGGGCUGGGAAUCCGGGCUACACCUAUUUACGGCUAGCAGAAAUUUAUGGAGCUGAUGCUUUCCAACUGGAACAUCGUUGUUUUGGAUAUUCGAGGCCUUAUCCCGAUUUAACCACGGAACAUCUAAAAAUUUGCACAAUGAGCCAAGCCAUCGAAGACAUUGCGGAUUUUAUUAAAGGAAUGAACGAUCAAUACGGCUUUGUGAAGCCGAAAUGGGUCACUUUCGGAGGCUCGUAUCCAGGAACGCUAAAUGCACUCUUCCGUGCGAAAUACCCGGACCUAACUGUCGGUGCAAUUGCCAGCUCGGCACCGCUUUAUUUGAAGCUUGAUUUCUACGAGUAUGCACAAGUCGUGGAAAAUGGCCUGCGUACCACAGACCCAAGCUGCGCGCAGGCUGUUGAUUCAGCUUUCAAGAAAAUGCAGCAGCUUUCGUUGUCAAAUGAGGGUCGGCGACAAUUGAAUGGAUAUUUCAACCUACAACCCCCAUUCCAAGACGAUAAGACCACCCAGCUAGACAUUGACAACUUUUUCGCAAACCUGUAUUCGGUGUUCCAAGGCGUAACUCAAUACACCUAUGAUGGCCGGAACAACAUGACAAUUAAUGGGCUGGGAUUGAAGGAGCUGUGCAAACAGAUGACCAAAGAACAAUUUGAUGUGAUCACCCGAGUCAAUAAUACCGUCAACUGGGUCAACUCGUAUUAUGGAGGAGCCAUGCCGUUCCCCAAUUCGUAUAGCGAUAUGAUGUCGGCGCUGUCGAAUACAACUUUUGACGAUGAGGACCCGUUCCAGGAUAAUGCGGCCAAUCGCGGAUGGAUGUGGUUGAGCUGCAAUGAGCUUGGUUUCCUUCAAACUACAGAUCAAGGCAGGAAUGUCUUCCAACAGACUGUUCCGCUGAACUAUUUUAUCGAUAUGUGCACGGGGAUGUUUGGUGAUGAAGUGAAUAUCAAAUACAUCCGGGACCAUAACCUGGCUGCACAAAAUCGAUGGAAGGGCGCUGAUGGAUAUCAGGCUACCAAUAUCGUGCUACCCAAUGGCUCCUACGAUCCAUGGCAUGCACUUGGCCGCAUCGACCGCCCAGUCGAUGAUGCCCAUCUGGUCCCGAUUUUAAUCAAUGGGACUGCCCAUUGUGCCGAUAUGUACCCAAUCUAUGCCGGAGAGCCAACGGGCCUCAGGAAUGCUCGUCUGGUGAUCGAGAAAGAGUUGAAAUAUUAUUUGGGUGUGAUU
Mesorhabditis spiculigera is the source of this 1554-nucleotide messenger RNA. Lineage: Eukaryota; Metazoa; Nematoda; Chromadorea; Rhabditida; Rhabditidae. The record is from the annotation of a GenBank genome assembly.